AGCGCCCAGGCCGCGGGGCAGCCGGAGCUGGCUUUGGGGGUCACUGCCCCUUUGUAAGCCCGACGCCGCCUCCUUGUGGGCCGCAUUCCCUGGUUCUGCGGGGCGGGCUGCGGGGCCCAGACGGGAGGCGCGGCCGCUGGGAGGAAGCCCUGCUGCAGUCCUCGGUGGGGCCUGGUGGGGCCUGGUGGGGGCCCGGCCCGCAGCUCCUGCACCAGACACCCACUGCCCUGCCCCCCGGCCCAGGGACUUGGGGAUGCGCAUCGCCACUCCCGCUGGGCAGAGGUGGUUCUCAGUGCUGGCUGCGGCAUCAGUCUGUGACUAGCCGGUUAGCCAGCACUGGGGGCUCCCGCCCCGCCUGGCCCAUCUCCCUGCCUGCUGCUGCACGGUGCUCGGGCGCUGAGCUGCUGUGGGAGAAGCCGGUCCCUUGUGGGGCUGAGUUGUCCAGCGGGCUGAGGCCUUGAAGACAAGUUCAAGGGCUCUGCUCCAGCUCCCGCUGCCUCGUGUGGGAGGCCCACGGCUCAGUCAGGACAGCCCAGUCACCCAAAGCCUCUGCUCCCUACCUGCAUUUGAGGGGAGAGGCGGCCACCGCCCCGCAGAGAGGCUGGAGACAGGUGGCGCGGAGGGUCCUGCCUGGUGUGUUGCCGCCGCCGCCCUGCUCCCCCCCAGGACCUGCAGCCAGGUGAGGCCCGUGACGGCUGCACCGGAGGUUGCUUGCCUAGUGGGGGAAUGAAGGAAGGACAGAGGUCGCUCCUGUAGCCCGGGCUUGGCAGAACGGGGUGGGCGCGUGGCAAAGGAAGCCGGAGCCCGCCCAGGACGCCCGCCGGGACCGCCUGCCCAUGGCCUCUGAGCCGGCUGCGGGGCGGGGCCCCGGGGGGAAGCGCAAGCGGGUGGUGCUGACUCUGCGCGAGAAGAUCGACAUCUGCGCGCGGCUGGAGCGGGGCGAGAGCCGCAGGGCACUGAUGCAGGAGUACAACGUGGGCAUGUCCACGCUCUACGACAUCCGCGCGCACAAGGCCCGGCUGCUGGGCUUCUUCGCGGGCCCUGAGGGCGGCGCGGCGCUGGAGCGGCGGCGCACGCUGCACACGCCCAAGCUGGGGCGCCUGGACCGCGCCCUGUACCAGUGGUUCCUGGCCCAGCGCGCCGCGGGCGUGCCCGUGUCGGGCCCCAUGCUCAUCGAGAAGGCCAAGGGCUUCUACGAGCAGAUGCAGCUCACCGAGCCCUGCGUCUUCUCGGGCGGCUGGCUCUGGCGCUUCAAGGCCAGGCACGGCAUCAAGAAGCUGGACGCGGCCGGCGAGAGGCAGGCGGCUGACCACCAGGCGGCUGAGCGGUUCUGCGGCUUCUUCCGGAGCCUGGCCGCCGAGCACGGCCUGUGCCCCGAGCAGGUGUACAACGCGGACGAGACCGGCCUCUUCUGGCGCUGCCUGCCCAGCCCCGGGCCGGACGGGGCCGCUGGGGCCGGCCUCAGGCAGAGCAGGGACAGGCUGACCGUGCUGAUGUGCGCCAACGCCACAGGCUCGCACAAGAUCAAGCCCCUGGUGGUGGGCAAGGGCGGCGGCCCCAGGGCCUUCAAAGGCAUCCAGCACCUGCCCGUCGCCUACAAGGCCCAGGGCAACGCGUGGGUGGACGCGGAGAUCUUCUCGGACUGGUUCCACCACAUCUUCGUCCCCUCGGUGAGGGAGCACUUCCGAGCGCGGGGCCUCCCCGAGGACAGCAAGGCCAUUCUGCUGCUGGACAGCUCCCGCGCCCACCCCCAGGAGGCCGAGCUGGCGUCGGAGAACAUCUUUACCAUCUUCCUGCCGGCCGGCGCCGCCUCGCUCAUCCAGCCCAUGGACCAGGGCAUCCGCAGGGCCUUCAUGAGGAGCUUCGUCAACCCGCCCGUGGCGCUGCAGGGCUUCCACCCCCGCUACAGCAUCAGCGACGCCGUCCUCAACGUGGCCUGUGCCUGGGAGGCGGUGGCCGGCCAGGUCUUCAGCCGGGCCUGGAGGAAGCUGUGGCCGGCGGUCACGCUGGCAGAAGGCUCGUCCUCCGAGGAGGAGGCUGAGCACGGCAGGACGAAGCCCCCCAGCCAGACUUUCGCCCACGUCAUCGAGCUGGUGAAGGAGGCCCCAGCCGGGCCCGGCGGCAGGCCUCACAGGGGGGCCGCUGCCGAGCGGACGGGGCCGGGGGGGGAGGGCCGCCCCGUGGCCCCCGAGUCGGCGCAGGCCGCGGGGCGGACAGACCCGGUCAGGAGGCUGGGUGGCACGGGCCCUGGGGGCAGCGACGAGGCGGCCUGGGCGGAGGCGGCCGAGUCCUUCGACACAGUGGUCCGCUUCGCCGAGCGGCAGCCCUGCUUCACGGCGCAGGAGGCGGGGCAGCUGCGGGCGCUGCGGGCCGUGUUCGCCAGACAGCGGCAGCUGGCGUGGGGGCGCGUGGCGCUCAGGGCCGUGGUCAAACUCGAGGCCCCCCAGGAGCGCUCCCCGCUGCCCUGCUCGUCCUCCGACAACUGAUGCCCCUGCCUCGGG
This is a messenger RNA of Talpa occidentalis (Iberian mole), 2501 nucleotides long. It is a transcript of the gene JRK, whose product is annotated as Jrk helix-turn-helix protein. Gene Ontology annotation, molecular function: DNA binding. Gene Ontology annotation, cellular component: nucleus. The transcript is spliced from 2 exons. Bases 837 to 2486 code for a protein of 549 amino acids. Lineage: Eukaryota; Metazoa; Chordata; Mammalia; Eulipotyphla; Talpidae. The record is from RefSeq and is a predicted model, not a curated record.